GUUAGUCGAGUCUAUGAAGUGUAAAUUGAAUAUGUCGCUAGAGCGAAAUGUGGGCAAUUUUCCAGUCUAUGAUUGUGUGGUGUUUGUAUAAUAGGUUACGUUGUGUCCUAAAAUGACGUUUAUAACUUGUAAAUAUUAUUUAUCUGACAUUAAAUAAUUUUUGUUGGUUAUUAGGGUUGGUUGACACGUAUGUUUAAUAUCUGUAAACUUGUAUAUAUAUUAUUUAUCAAGUGAUAUGAGGUUAUGAUAAAAAAAUUAAGUUAAGUUACAUCCUGUGUCCAAUGUUUACCAUAAUAUCACUUUUUGGAUCUCUUCGAGCCUGUGAAGAUUCAUUAUUGUAUCAGAUAUGACAUUAAGUGAUAUUAGCAAUCAGAGAAUAAAAUGAUUGGUACAGCCUGUAGUUUAGAAGAUGCUUGUCGGCAGGCUCAGGAUAUGAUUAAUCAGGUGUCCAAGUGUUGGAAAAAUGUUCAAGGACAAAAUUCUUUGAGCUUAACAUCUGAUAAACCAUCAGUUCAGAGGAAAGAGCAAAACCAUUCUAAACAUAGCAUUCAAUCUAAAUUAACUAGAUUAUAUUUUGAAGAACUUACUAAAGUUCCUCAUGCAACACCUGAUUCUGUGUUGAACAAUCUUGAAAAUGAGUGUGAUCUUUUGGGAAGAUUGGUGCAAAGAGAAAGUUUACAUACAUUAAUUGUUAAUCUCUAUGCUGGUAAUAAAGGAUACUCAUUAGCUGUAAGAAAUAGUGAUAAGGGAAAUCAAUAUGAUAAAAAUUCAAUAUUAGCUGAAACACAACUGAUGGGUUAUGAACAGGGUGAAUUGCUUUCGUGUAUAGAUAAUGGUCAGUUGCCUGCAAUGUUGGCAGAGCAACUGGAAACCAAUCAUUCUCAUUUAUUUUAUGAUGGCUGUAUAAUAGCUGAAGUUCGAGAUUAUCGAAAAACAUUUCCUCAAACUAAAGCUGAAGUUCAUCAUGUACUUCUUAAACCUACAACACAAAGUGUACUCUCGGACGUAUCAACCUUAACUAGUGAUGGAGACUGGAGCCAUGAAGAACGAUUAAUGUUAGAAUCACACUUAGUGGCGGCUACCCAAGGACCUUUAUGUCUGGAUCCAAAUCCUAUUCCUAGCUUAGCUACAACGAGACUACGGCAGUCUAAAUCUCUACUUACUGAUCAUCAACUUAUACGACAAGCCAAAAAAUUUUCUCAAGUUACAGUGAAUCGCAAAAGAAAAUUAGAACAAUUGGCACAGCCAGAAGGGCUAACAAUACAAGAUUUAAUGCAAAAAUUAAAAGCAAAAAGAGGAGUAGUUACAACCACUGCCUGUCCACCACCUUCUCUUACAAAUCCCCCUUUACUUCCACCAAAUACACCCAUCGAUGUUUUAAGAUUCGCAAAAGCAUACGAACGCCCGCGAGAAACAAAAGACUGUUUGCCACAGGUUAUAGAAGAAUAUAUAUUAGAAACUGGAGGAAGUCAAGGUGAAAUAGAUCACAUAAAGCUCUCAAUUCUGCAAAGACCUUCUAAUUCCGAGUACCUGGGAGAGCUUUAUAUGGAUAAGAAUCAUCGUGAAGGAGAGAAAAAUGGAUCUGCAUGCCGGUUUACAUUAGGUACGAGAGUUUUGGCGAACCAUUAUAUUCAGCAAUUCACAGAAAUAUUCACGGAAGAGGGUAGAAAAAAUGUUAGAAUAAAACAUGUUGUACCAGGGCAGGUCCCUCGUGUAACAUGUACACCUGGCAUGCAACGAGCACAUCAACAGGCGCAACAAGCGAAAGCAGCGCAAUUAGUUGCUCAGCAUUUACAGCAAGCUCAAUCUCAGCAUGUGGCACAGCAGAUUCUAUCAAGAGCUCAAGGUCAGUUAAAUACUUUAGCUGGACAAGUAGCUUCGAUAAAAACCAUAAGUGAAGCUACUAUUUCUGCACAAAAUAAUUUGACGUGUGUAGAUUCAGCAACUAUACCACAAGUUAUUGCCCAAACUGACGCUACGUCGUUAAGUCCAGGGCAAUCUUUGACUAAUGGCGGAUCAAAUGCUUCCACUUCUGUACAAAUUGACAAUUCUACAAUGUCAGUUACUGAUGGUAGUUCCUGUAACGGAUCUGGAAUUUUAGUUUUUCAACAAAAAGCUACCAACAACAUUAAUAAUGCUACAUCCACAAAUGUUCCAGUUUUGCAAGCUCAGUUGCAAGCAGGUACACAAAAUUGUGUUACGGAAACCGUUAAUCAGAACCAAAAUGAAAUACCAUUUAAAAAGCACUCUACCAAUCCAGCAAUAACUGCUCUUGUAACAUCUCUUAUGAAUUCUGCUCAACAAUUUCAACAACAAGCUGCAGCGAAUGCUGCUGCUGCUGCUAUGAAUAGUAAUACACAAACUCCAAAUAAAUCAAAUAAUGCUGCGAUUCUUAGUUUGUUAAAUAGUAGUCCUGCCAAUUUAACUCAGCAAAAGGUUCAACCGCGAAGGAUCUCAUUGAAUGCUUCCAUCCCAUCUAGAGUUUUUAGUCAUGGAAACGUUAUUAAUGUCCCUAAUACCACUGGACAGGUAAGGGUAAGUUUAAGUUCCACUUUAACGGGGCAAUUAGGUUGUAAACAACAACCAGUGAAAGCAACAGCUGUCAGAUUAGCUCGCGUGCAAGAUCCUACUUCGACGCUUGGGUUAUCGAUGCCAGGACUCUCAGCACUAUUAGCAGGGACACCGUCUGCGGAUAAUCCAAUACCAGGAAUCAAUUCUGGGUCUUCUUUAUUAGAACGAUUAACUGCUUCUUCCAGUCAAAAUAAUCAGUCUGCGGCUCCAAUGACUACCCCACCAUCUACUAAUGUAAACUUGCAGGGUGUAAAUCUUACUAGUCUAUCAAAUUCUAUCAACGGUCUCCAAAAUGUUCAGGUAUCAUUUCCCGGAUUAUCACAACCCAUUACAAUGUCACUAAAUGUAUCGGCAACGACAGGUUCUGUUACACCUACAGGAGUGAUUGUUUCUUUGCCUAUAUCUUCUGCAACCAAUACUUGCACUACAGUUUCUAGUAUGGUAGCUACUACAGUUGUUACAACAGCUAUUGCUGGAAGUACGCCGACGGUAGUAAUAGCUAAUCCUGCUAAUGCUCAUUUAUCAUUACCGAUUGCCCAGAUAAUACCUUCUGGAGUCAAAGGAUUAUCGCAACAAAAUAUACGUAGCAGCAAUUCUGUCACUCUUUCACAGGGUGGCCAAGCAAUUCAGCUUGUUGGAUCUCAAAGGCCAAGACUUAAUCAUAUGACUCGUCAAGUACAACCAAAUCAAGUUAAGUCAACUGUUUUACCAAAUCAGUUAGUAACUGUGGCUAAGACAGUUACAGCAAGUCAGUUAAUAUUAUCUGGUAACAAACAGGUGUUAACUCCUAUAAUGGCAGCAACGAAACCAGUGCUUAUGACAUCCCAGACAACACCUUCUUCCCAAGUAGUACCUGCAAAUAAACAAACUUUAUUGACAAAAUCAUUGCACGCUAGAGCUUCUACAGGACACUGCAGUCAACAAACUCAAAGUCUUGGAGUAGCAACAUUAUCGCAGCAACAAUUACAAAGAACUCUUGUUAAACCUGUCCAACUCCAACAGUUGCAGUGUUUAGCUGCACAACACAAAGUAGCUGUUGCAACCGGUAAUGCGCAAAAUAGAACUCAAAUUGAGUCUCAGAGAACUUCUACAUCUGCUCCUGGGGAAGAUCCAGCCUGAAUAUGUUCAAAUAAUUAAUAAUGUUUCACAAUACAUUUAAAUAAUUGAAGCCUGCCGAGAAGGGAUGUAAUGGGGUGUUUGUAUAUUAUGUUAAUGUGACAUUUAUUAAUUUUAAUCAUGCACGCGAAGAUAAUUGUAAAUUAUGAAAUUUCUAUUCGUGUUUAAUCGAUGUUUAUCAAUGAAAACAUAUUUUAUAAAACUCAACGUAGUUCAUAUUUUUGUGCCUAUGUGCAAUAAAUUAUUUCCAUGAAAAUGUAUUUUGCCUCAAAAUGUACUUGAUGGCGGUUUCAAUUAUUGUACAUAUA
This is a messenger RNA of Megachile rotundata (alfalfa leafcutting bee), 3995 nucleotides long. RefSeq lists its product as uncharacterized. Gene Ontology annotation, biological process: regulation of transcription by RNA polymerase II. Gene Ontology annotation, cellular component: SAGA complex. Lineage: Eukaryota; Metazoa; Arthropoda; Insecta; Hymenoptera; Megachilidae. The record is from RefSeq and is a predicted model, not a curated record. Gene Ontology annotation, molecular function: transcription coregulator activity.